Messenger RNA from Chinchilla lanigera (long-tailed chinchilla), 951 nucleotides. RefSeq names its product olfactory receptor 10H1-like. Bases 4 to 951 code for a protein of 315 amino acids. Gene Ontology annotation, cellular component: membrane. Gene Ontology annotation, molecular function: olfactory receptor activity; G protein-coupled receptor activity. The transcript has a single exon. Lineage: Eukaryota; Metazoa; Chordata; Mammalia; Rodentia; Chinchillidae. Gene Ontology annotation, biological process: G protein-coupled receptor signaling pathway. The record is from RefSeq and is a predicted model, not a curated record.
GCCAUGCUGGGGCUAAACCACACCUUCCAGUCUCAGUUCAUCCUCCUUGGAUUCUCCGCCUUCCCCCACCUUCAGCUGAUGUUCUUCCUGCUCUUCCUGCUGAUGUACCUGUUCACCCUGCUGGGCAACCUGCUCAUCAUGGCCACCAUCUGGAGUGAGCGCAGCCUCCACACACCCAUGUACCUCUUCCUGUGUGCCCUCUCCAUCUCUGAGAUCCUCUACACCUUGGCCAUCAUCCCGCGCAUGCUGGCUGACCUGCUCUCCGCCCACCACUCCAUCCCCUUGGUUGCGUGUGCCAACCAAAUGUUCUUCUCAUUCACAUUUGGCUUCACCCACUCCUUCCUGCUCACUGUCAUGGGCUACGACCGCUACGUGGCCAUCUGCCACCCCCUGCGCUACAAUGUGCUCAUGAGCCCACGUGCUUGUGCCUGCCUCGUGGCCUGGUCCUGGAUUGGUGGAUCAGUCAUGGGGAUGGUCGUCACAACAGCCGUUUUCCAUCUCACUUUCUGUGGACCCAAUGAGAUUCACCAUUUCUUCUGCCAUGUACCACCUCUGUUGAAAUUGGCCUGUGGAAAAAAUGUAUUGGUGGUGGCCAAGGGUGUGGGCCUGGUGUGUAUCACAGCUCUCCUGGGCUGCUGCCUCCUCAUCCUCCUGUCCUAUGCCUUCAUUGUGUCUACCAUCUUGAGGAUCCCGUCAGCUGAGGGCCGGCACAAAGCCUUCUCCACAUGUGUGUCCCACCUCACGGUGGUGGUUGUGCACUAUGGCUUUGCCUCUGUCAUCUACCUCAAGCCCAAGGGCCCCCAGUCCCUGGAAGGGGACACCUUGAUGGGCAUCACCUACACGGUCCUCACCCCCUUCCUCAGCCCCAUCAUCUUCAGCCUCAGGAACAAGGAGCUGAAGGUAGCCAUAAAGAAGACCUUCCUCAGCAAACUCUCUCUGCAGAACUCUUGA